Panicum virgatum (switchgrass) is the source of this 3086-nucleotide messenger RNA. RefSeq names its product ABC transporter A family member 8-like. The record is from RefSeq and is a predicted model, not a curated record. The transcript has 18 exons. The coding region runs from base 94 to 2946 and encodes 950 amino acids. Gene Ontology annotation, molecular function: ATP hydrolysis activity; ATP binding; ABC-type transporter activity. NCBI's taxonomy places the organism in Eukaryota, Viridiplantae, Streptophyta, Magnoliopsida, Poales, Poaceae. Gene Ontology annotation, cellular component: intracellular membrane-bounded organelle; membrane. Gene Ontology annotation, biological process: transmembrane transport; lipid transport.
UUCACACUUCACACGCCUGCUUCCACUCCAAGUGUAGCAGGCAGCAGCGUCUCGUCUCCCCUGCAAGCAAGGGGAGAGGAGGAGCGAGCGGCCAUGGGCUCUGCCAACUGCCUCGCGCAGACCAAUGCGCUCUUCAGGAAGAACCUCGUGAUGCAGAGGCGAAAUUGCAGGGCCAACUGCUGCCUCGUCUGCUUCCCCUUCCUCAUAUGCUUGCUGCUCGGAGGGACGCAGCUGCUCGUGAUCAUAGCUUACCGCAGCUCACACAGGUCCGGGAUCGACUGCGGCUACUGCGCCGCUGGCACGAAGAGUUGGAUCGACAGCAAAGUUGGGGGGCUCGAUUGCCCAAUCCAGUGCCCCCUGCCGAUCGCGCCGAAAUGGCCCCCGGUGCUGCAGCUGCCGCUAGAUUCAGACCUCGUGAACGAGCUCGGCUCCUUCAAGUCUACCAACCUCACGGAUACGUCGAUCAGAAGGGCAAAACACUCCCCGGUGAAGUUCCUUGUCACCGGAGCCAACCAGCCAUUUGCAGAGAGUGUCAUGAGUAACAUGCUCCCCAAGCAUGAUGAUGGGUUGAAGUUUGUAGCCGACAUCUCCACCUUGGCUGAUUUCGUGCUGGGUACAUAUGCAAUGCGCGUUAUGUCUAGUGGUGCUGAUGAACUUGGUUCCGAUUUUGAUCACUACAGCCACCUUUUUUUCCUUCAGAGCAACUGCGCGGCGAAGUCAAAACUUUCUUUUCUAAUCCAAGCAGGUCGUGGCAAUUUCACCAAAGAUGCAGAAUGUAUUGAAGGAUUAUUUCUUUGGCGUGAGAAUUCAUCAGUCAUGAACAGUGAAUUAUACAGAGAUCGUUACCAAGAGGAUAAGGAAACCAAUAAAAUUGCUUCAGCAUAUGACCUCAUGAGCUCAGACCUCAACAAAUUUAACUUGGUUGUCUCAUACAACUCAUCAUACAAGGGUGCUACUCAAUUUUCACUGUCGCCGUUAUCUUCACUUUCAUUUUCACCAAUCAUGCUUCGAAUUCCGCGGCUACUGAAUCUGGUCUCAAAUGCGUACCUUGAGUUAAGGGGCAGUCAUACUAAGAUGCAAUUUGAGUUUGUUAAAGACAUGCCUAGAGCUGCUCAACCUGAAAUGACUAUUGAUAUAUCUUUCUUAGUGGGGAAGGUGGUUUUUGUAUGGAUGAUAAUGCUUCUCUUCCCGGUCAUCCUGAGCAAUUUAGUCUAUGAGAAACAACAGAGGCUAAGAACUAUAAUGAAGAUGCAUGGCCUAGGAGAUAUGGCAUAUUGGACAAUAUCAUAUUGUUAUUUUCUUUUUCUAUCACUACUGUAUAUUCUCUUCUUGGUUGUUUUUGGAUCAUGGGCUGGUAUAAUGUUAUUCAAAAUGAGUGAGUUCAGGGUACAAUUCCUGGUCUAUUUCGCCUAUAUGAACUUGCAAAUUUCGUUUGCUUUCCUUAUGGCAACAUACUUUUCUAAUGUCAGAACUGCUAGUGUGACUGGAUAUCUCUUCACAAUUGGGUCUGGCUAUUUAGCAGAAUAUUUAUUCAGGCCUAUUUUUGAAGAUAUGACCCUCUCAAGAAACUGGACUACACUCAUGGAGUUCUUCCCACCAUUUUCUUUGUACCGCAUAAUCUAUGAGUUUUCUCCACCACCAUCACCAUUUUAUCUUACGGACUUUUCUGGAAUACAGUGGGGAGACUUGAGUGAUCGCAAAAAUGGAAUGAAAGAAAUUCUCAUCAUAAUGGCACUUGAGUGGGCCACGUUCCUUUUGUUAACAUUCUUUUUGGACGAAUUCGGAACCCUCAGAAAUGGAAUCAGAAAAAUGGUAUCAGUUUGUCACUCAAGCGGGGAUGGGAAUUCUCAGGCUUCUCAGAAGCAGACUAUUCAGCUUCAAGAAUCCGAAUAUUCAGUUGAAAUGGACAGGACAGAUGUUUUGAGAGAGAGGGAAAUAGUUGAACAACUCUUACAAGAAUCAGAUAGUAGUUAUUCGAUCGUAUGCAACAAUCUUAAGAAAGUGUACCAUGGAAAAGAUGGAAAUGCGGAGAAAAUUGCUGUCACAGGGUUAUCGCUUUCUAUGCAACGAGGCCAGUGUUUUGGAAUUCUUGGUCCAAAUGGUGCUGGGAAGACCUCUCUUAUUAGCAUGUUAACUGGAUUUACUAAACCUACAUCUGGCACGGCUUAUAUUAAUGGAAUGGACAUACGAUUGGACAUGGGCAAGAUUUAUACAGGAAUUGGUGUUUGCCCACAAUUUGACUUGCUAUGGGAAACACUGACAGGUCGAGAGCAUUUGAUGUUUUACGGCAGGCUUAAGAACUUGAGAUGUGCAGCAUUAGAUAGGGCUGUAGAACAAUCUCUGAAAAGUGUACGCUUAUUUGAUGGCGGUGUUGCUGAUAAGCGUGUGGCAGAAUACAGUGGUGGCAUGAAGCGUCGUCUCAGUGUUGCUAUAUCCCUAAUUGGUGAUCCUGAGGUUGUUUACAUGGACGAACCAAGUUCUGGAUUGGAUCCAGCAUCAAGGAGAGCACUGUGGAAUGCUGUGAUGUCUGCCAAACAGAACAGGGCCAUCAUUCUGACAACGCAUUCGAUGGAAGAGGCCGAAGCUCUAUGCGACAUGAUAGGAAUCAUGGUAAACGGGAGCCUUCAGUGCAUUGGGAACUCAAAAGAGCUGAGAGCCAAGUAUGGAGGCACAUAUGUGCUCACCGUAACAACUGCGGCAGGCGAGGAGGAGGAGGUGGUGGAGCAGCUGGUCCGGUCACUCUGCCCUGCGGCGAACAGAGUGUACCGCAUCUCGGGGACACAGAAGUUUGAGAUGCCGAAGCAGGGUUUGAGGAUCAGCCAAGUGUUUCAGGCCAUGGAGCAUGCCAAGAGCUGGCUGAACAUCGCUGCCUGGGGCCUCUCUGAUGCAACGCUUGAAGAUGUCUUCAUCAAAGUUGCCAGCGAGAGUGACAUAACCUCUGUGUAGAGGUGUUAUCAGGACUUGGACCGUCCAUGGACUCUUUGAUAUGAAUUUAAUUUCGACUUUGUUUGAAUGGAUAUAUUUGGAUACUGAAUAUUUGGUGUAUCCAAAGGUAGCAACCUUACAUGUGAAAUUCUACUCAAUAA